Molecule: messenger RNA, 3206 nt
Organism: Capsicum annuum
Lineage: Eukaryota; Viridiplantae; Streptophyta; Magnoliopsida; Solanales; Solanaceae
Exons: 4
Coding region: 2352-2897 (181 amino acids)
Source: RefSeq, a predicted model, not a curated record
CAAAAGGAUGACACUUUCCUCUGUAACACAAUGAUAAAAUCUCAUAUGGGUGUUGGUCAAUUCGCCGAAUCAACACUUCUGUAUAGAGAUUUACUAAGAAAGACUAGUUUUGAACCCGAUAAUUACACGUUUUCGAGCCUUUCCAAGUGUUGUGGUGCAAGAUUAGUGUUGUGGGAAGGCUUGGAAAUCCAUAAUCAUGUGUUGAAAUGUGGGUUUGGUUCGAAUUUGUUUGUGGCGACUUCGUUGGUUGAUAUGUAUGGGAAGUUUGGUGAAAUGGCUUUUGCUAGGAAGUUGUUUGAUGAAAUGCCCCAGAGAAGUCCAGUCUCGUGGACAGCUUUAAUUGGGGGUUAUUUGAAGUGUGGAUCUACGGGUAUUGCUGAAGGACUUUUCAAUGCAAUGCCUGAGAAAGAUGUAGCUGCAUUUAAUGUGAUGAUUGAUGCUUACGUGAAGAAAGGAGAUAUGCUGUCAGCAAAUAGAUUGUUUGAGGCAAUGCCGGAGAGAAAUGUGAUUUCUUGGACUAGUAUGAUUGAUGGGUACUGCAGUAAUGGUAACGUAAGCGAAGCGAGGGUGUUAUUUGAUGCAAUGCCAGUAAGGAAUUUGUUCUCUUGGAACGCAAUGAUUGGUGGAUACUGUCAAAACAAACAGCCGCAAGAGGCUUUGAAGUUGUUUCAUGAGUUGCAGAUGGAGGCGACAUUGCAGCCAGAUGGUGUCACUGUUGUUAGCGUGCUUCCAGCUAUUGCUGAUUUGGGUGCUUUAGAUUUGGGUAACUGGGUGAACCAGUAUGUGAAGAGGAAGAAAUUAGAUAGAUCUUCAAAUGUUUGCACUGCUUUGGUUGAUAUGUAUGCCAAGUGUGGGGAAAUUGCAAAAGCCAGGGAAUUUUUUGAUGAGAUAAAAGUAAAAGAGUCAUCAAGUUGGAAUGCUUUAAUUAAUGGGUUGGCGGUCAAUGGAUCUGCUAAAGAAGCGUUGGAGGUGUUUGAGGAGAUGAAGAAUAAAGGAUAUGAGCCGAAUGAGAUUACUAUGCUUGGUGUUUUGUCAGCUUGCAACCAUGGUGGAUUGGUGGAAGAAGGCAAGAAAUGGUUUGUAGAGAUGGAGAACUAUGGGCUCACUCCGCAAAUUGAGCACUACGGCUGUCUGGUUGAUCUCUUGGGGAGAUCAGGGUGUUUGGAGGAAGCUGAAAACUUGAUCGGGACCAUGCCAUAUGAGGUCAAUGGAAUAAUAUUGAGUUCCUUUCUAUUUGCCUGUGGUUAUGCCAAAGAUGUUCCAAGGGCUGAAAAGUUCAAGAAAAAGGCAAUUGAGAUGGAACCGUGGAAUGAUGGGAUCUACAUUAUGUUAAGGAACAUGUAUGCCACUGAUAAGAGGUGGAGUGAUGUUGAAGACAUUAAGGGGCGGAUGAGGAGAGAAGGGGCAAAAAAGGAGGCAGGUUGCAGUACCAUUGAAGUUAAUGGUAUGGUUUGUGAAUUUGUAGCUGGGGAUAAAAUACAUGCACAGUGUGAGGAAAUACAUCUUCUAUUGGAGCAUUUGCUGUUGUACAUGAGAGGUCUGGAUACACCUUAUAGUAAUGAUAUUGGAUUGGCUGAAUUUUGAAUGAUGACUAUCUAGCCAAUACUACGUGUUUCACGGCUUGUAUAUACUGCUGCUUUCCCUCAUAUCUCAGAUGUCAGCCUUGAGGUUAAAGAUACAUGCACGACAAUUGAAAUGGGCACAAAGACCACCAUCUAUAUACGGAGACAUGAUAAUCACCUGAACUUCCCGGGAAAGGAGUUGGUGCGGUUGUAGUGUGUAGAAUUUAUCCUUGUUAAGAGCGUAUUUAUAAGCUAAAGUUGUGAACCUCAGACUGAAGAUCAAGAGAAAAUUAGUACAUGGACGUUUGUUUUUGGAUAGGAAUCUGGAAAUUAAGGAUGCACAAAUAUGGUUCUUUCGGAGUUACUGUUGGCUGAUAAAUGCAGUGUGUCAUGUGGGAGCCCAUCCUGUAGAUUCCUGCUUAAGAUAAAGCUUAAUAAAAGUCGAGAAUUUACACGAAGAGCUCCCACAGACCCACAUGAUGAAAGUUUGAAAUGUUAAAGAGUUGGUCAGGAAUCAGAAUUAUCCCUGCCACAGUAUAUGGUCCAUUUGGGAUUACUACUGUUGCAAGGCAAAACUAGAGCAUCAUGUGGGAGCCCAUUGUUCAGAUCCCUGCUAAAGCUAAAGCUUGACGAAAGUAAGGGAUCAGAUCCUAGCAAACCAAUGGAACAUAGUUGUUGGAUUCUUUGCUUGCACGCGUCACCUAUACAGACAAACAAGCCAUUCUUAUCCUCUUCAUUCGUCUUUCUUUAUAUACACUUGAUUAAAUUUGUUUGUUCCUAUUGACAACGAUGGGUCUGCUUAUGAGCUUAGCGGGAAAAGGAUUGCCAACAACACAGGUUAUUGAUAAGGUGACGGGAAAAUUCCAUGAGUUGUUCCUUAAAAGAGAUAUCGACGAUUUAGAAGGGUUCCAUCUGGCAGUUCUCGACAUGUUUGUGACUGUGAAUUCUGCAUUGCCUGGCAAGCACUUUAUUGUGCCUCCGUUGGACAAUAUUAAGGAAUGUUUUGAGAACUUAAAACUCAUACACGAUGAAGAAGGUAAGAAGGAGGAGGUCCUAAAGUUCUUGAAGGAGAACAUACUACCAAACAAGUCAGAUAAUACAUUGCUCAUCAUUGGGCUGGCAACACCCCCUGCAGCAAUGGCGGCCAAGAAAGCCGGUGAAGGCGUGCCUCAGCUCAAAUUUAUUAAAUCCGUUCCAGACGUUCUGUUUGUGCCUGCUGCUACAUUGUUGACGCUUGCAUCUGUUAAGCUUUCCAGAAGAUUGUUCAUCCAACGCGCAGCAUCUGACGAUCAUCUAAUUGCAAGAAACCAUCAAGGAACAUCGGAUUCGGGAUGAAAAUUUUUCAAUUUGUACAUAAGAAUGUAUGUAUACCCUCAAUAAGGAACAAAUGCAUCCUCUUCAUUAGAUCUUCUGGUAUUCUUACUAGUAAAAUAUACUCAUUAUACAAAUAAGUUGUAAAAUUUAUGAAAGAAAGAGAAUAUCCUCACACGUAGGCGACAAAACUAUGACCACUCAUAUCCUCACACGUAGGCGACAAAAAUAUGACCACUCAAUACUCCCAUAUGUGCACAUGAAGCACAUUCAUAUAUUCAAUGUAGCAUGUUGAAGACAAACAAUUAAUGUUACUUCAGUAGGUUAUUCGUA